Messenger RNA from Hippoglossus stenolepis (Pacific halibut), 2101 nucleotides. RefSeq names its product CCN family member 3. Gene Ontology annotation, cellular component: extracellular region; extracellular matrix. Gene Ontology annotation, molecular function: integrin binding; heparin binding. Gene Ontology annotation, biological process: signal transduction; cell adhesion. The transcript has 5 exons. The record is from RefSeq and is a predicted model, not a curated record. Lineage: Eukaryota; Metazoa; Chordata; Actinopteri; Pleuronectiformes; Pleuronectidae. The coding region runs from base 142 to 1194 and encodes 350 amino acids.
UGUACAACCUUCUGCUACAUCACAACCAGAGAGGAGUGAGCGCUUCUCCCUGAACCAAAGGACUCACAUCAUCAGAUCCUGUGAAGACAACACAACACUUCAUUGACUGCAGAUAUAUUUUUGCUUCUGCUCUUCUUCAACAUGAAUAUGUCCAGUCUUUCAAAUGGAGCUCUAUUUUUCUUUUUUUUAACAGCACAGGUGUUUGCAGUCGUCUGGUCCCAGGCAUGUCCUCGGAGAUGCCUGUGUCCUAAGGACCCCCCCAUGUGUCUCCCUGGGGUGCCCCUGAUCCUGGACGACUGUGCCUGCUGCCUGGUGUGCGCCCGUCAGAAAGGACAGAUCUGCUCUGAGGUGAACCCCUGCGACACACGUAAAGGCCUGCAGUGUGAUUACACAGCUGACGUUCACAAAAGGACCGGCAUCUGUGCAGCUCAUGGGGGAAAUGUGUGUGUUUUGGGUGGUUCCGUCUACCAAAAUGGCCAGACCUUCUUCCCCAGCUGCAAGUACCAGUGUGUGUGUCGUGAUGGACAGAUCGGCUGCUUGCCCCGCUGCAACUUGGAUGUGAUGCUGCCCGGGCCUGACUGCCCCGUGCCACGGAAGAUCCAGGUUCCCGGGGAGUGCUGCGAGAAAUGGGUGUGCGAGCCCCAAGCUAAGGCCAGCACACUGGGUGGCUUUGCCAUGGCAGCCUAUCGUCAGGAAGAGACGGUGGGCGUCGACAGCUGGGACCUCAGCCUGAACUGCAUCGAGCAGACCACUGAGUGGGGCGCCUGCUCCCAAAGCUGCGGCAUGGGGGUGUCCACCAGAGUGACCAAUAAGAACCGUCGGUGCGAGAUGGUGAAGCAGAGCCGGCUGUGUAUGAUCAGACCCUGUGACAACCUGCAGCUACAGCUGACUCAGCUGAAGAGAGGCAGCAAGUGCCAGAGGAUGGUGAGGAGCGACCAAGCCGUCCACCUCUCCUAUAAGAACUGCACCAGCGUCCAGGCCUACAAGCCUCGCUACUGUGGCUCCUGCACAGAUGGCCGCUGCUGUACCCCCCACAGAACCAAGACUGCUCUGGUGGAUUUCCAGUGUGCCAACGGUAAAAUUGCCAGGAGGCCAGUCAUGGCGAUCCUUACCUGCGUUUGCCACAGCCACUGCCCCAGAGAGAAUGCCGCGUGGCAGCCGUCAGAGCUGGGAUACAGCGGCAUGAGGUUAUAGGUCAACAUAAGAUAAUAAUAAUAAGGUUAUAAUGUACAGUAAAUCCAGAUUGUAGGUGAAGACUGUGUCUCUAAAUGCAGGGAUUCCUCGAGGCUGUUACAUGGACGGUAGCAUCCUUCAUUUUACAAACAUGAGUUGCAUUAACUCAAAACUUUAUAUUAAGAUGGAGACUGUCCACAACAUAAUAUAAACAGUAUGUAGGCCUAUAAAGUAUGGCAUGCAUUUAAGGAAAAGAUCAUAGAGAAUUAAAUAGCUCUUUAUCUGCAGAGGGAUUUUAUCUUGUAUCAUCCUGUGGACAAAUUAGUGUCAUAUCCACUAUUGCAAAGUAAAGCACUUAAACCUUGAGACAUAUUGAUUCUCUCCACUUCUGGAGAUCAGGUAGAGUAUAGUUGUGCUCAACCUAAAUUAAUAAGGAAGAAAGCUAUGGCAGCCAACAGCUUCAUGUACUGUGCGUCUUUUAAUUCAAUCACUUGCCGUACGGUCACAUUUUGUCACCUUAAUCUACAAAAAAGUAAAUAAGGAUGAAAUUGAUAAAAACAGCGGCAAGAAGGCAGAAGGAAAUAGACGAGCUUAACUUGAACUUUUACCUUUCCAUGGCACUGCUGUGGGAACUCUCCAACCAUGGGUCACAUUUUUGAAAUAACUGGACUGUAAACUUUGACCUGGUCCCAGCGAAGGGCUCAAUCUAUGAAAGAGAGGUCACUGCGGUGAUGGGUGUCAUUCCUAACAUCUGCUUAAACUCCUACUCCUGUUGCAAUGAAAGCACAUGUAUGCUGUUAGAUAUUAAUACGCUUUUUGUUAAAAGUAGUGCACAUAAACAACAGCUAUUUGUAUAAUGACAAAAGUUUUGUAAAUACUUGCUGUAUAGUUGGUUUGACUGAGUGUGUAUCAAAUACACAGUGUUAAU